AUGAGAGGAAGGGAGGAUGUUUUAUGUGGUGGGCGAGCAGAAAUCUACCACUACUCGAAUACACCGCAAUACGAGCAACGCCCUACCGAACCCUACUGCUGCACACACAACAACCAUUCGUCCCUAGACGUCAGCGUUUUCUCCGAGCGGAAGGGAAACACUACCGCGUCCCUCGAAGAGCGUGAACUCACGGUAUCGUGCGGAAAUCCCGAGAUCCCGGCCGCUUAG
Molecule: messenger RNA, 228 nt
Organism: Chondrus crispus (carragheen)
Lineage: Eukaryota; Rhodophyta; Florideophyceae; Gigartinales; Gigartinaceae
Exons: 1
Coding region: 1-228 (75 amino acids)
Source: RefSeq, a predicted model, not a curated record